AUGCAAAGGCUACAAAUACCGACGAUAAACUGUACUCGGGCAGUACGUCGUCACUAUGCUUCGUAUCUACUGGGUAUUGAAACUAGUUGUGACGACACUGCAGUGGCCAUACUGGAUCAAGACGGUCGUGUUCUAAGCAAUGUUAUUUCCUCACAAUGGGAACUUCAUACAAAGUGGAAAGGAAUUGUACCGGCAUUAGCAGCACGAGCGCACGCUGAGAACCUGCCACAUGUUAUUAAUGCUGCCAUUGAGCAGAGUGGGUUACAGAGUGUUGAGCAAUUGUCAGCUGUGACAGUAACUUCCGGUCCUGGACUUGCUCCGUGUCUUGAUGUCGGAUUGAAGACAGCACGACAGAUUUGUCUGGACAAUCCAAACAUUGCAUUCUUGCAGAUUAAUCACCUGGAGGCUCAUGUUCUUGUGUCAAGACUGCCUGAACUUGAGACGCUUCGACCAGAAUUUCCAUUUAUCGUGCUGCUUGUGUCUGGAGGCCACUGCUGCCUGGUCUUGGCAAAGGGUCUGGGCGACUACAAACUGCUAGGAAAAACAGUCGAUGACUCGAUUGGAGAAGCCUAUGACAAAGUAGCACGGAUGCUAAACAUUACGUCCUCAGAUGGCAAGAGCGUGCACGGUGGCAAAUUGAUUGAGGACAUGGCUGCACGUGGCAAUGACCGUGCUUUUCCGUUCACCGAGCCAAUGAAGCAUCGAAAGGAUUGCGACUUGUCUUACUCUGGAAUCAAGUCUGCGAUGCUUCGAGAGGUUCAAAAGCUUGGCGACAUAAAUGAAAAGACAAAGGAGGAUUUAUGCGCUUCUUUUCAGCGAAAGGCAGUCGACCAGUUAGUUACACGAACACGACGAGCUGUUCAAUGGAGCAAAGAACACAUGGGGGACAAUAUCUCUACGCUUGUUGUAUGCGGUGGCGUGGCAUCAAAUCAGUAUCUUCGUGGACGUAUGCAGACAGCAGCAAAUGAAGAAGGGAUAGUGGCAGUAUUUCCUCCAGCCAAGUAUUGCACUGACAAUGGUGUCAUGGUUGCAUGGGCAGGAAUUGAGCGGUAUGCCCAGGGGCAUGCGUAG
This is a messenger RNA of Peronospora belbahrii, 1071 nucleotides long. NCBI's taxonomy places the organism in Eukaryota, Oomycota, Peronosporomycetes, Peronosporales, Peronosporaceae. The record is from the annotation of a GenBank genome assembly.